Molecule: messenger RNA, 882 nt
Organism: Symbiodinium pilosum
Lineage: Eukaryota; Dinophyceae; Suessiales; Symbiodiniaceae
Source: the annotation of a GenBank genome assembly
AGCCAUACGUUUCGAUCAAAAUACCCAAGUGAGGCGCAGAAGCCGUCCUGCAAAUUGGCCAUCAACGCGGGUUACUUCAACGUGCACACUAGCGAUUGCAUCGGCAAUGUCGUGUCUGGCGGGCGAGUUCUACAGAGUGUACCUGAGUCCCAGAGCAAUGUCAACUUUGGCAUUAAGGAUGGUAAGUUCUUCAUUGGCUAUGCUGAUCGCGCAGAGGUGGAAGGCUUCCAGCACCUUAUAUCUGGUGUGGGCUGGCUGGUGCACGAGGGCCGACGGGUCAUUGAGACAGAAUGGCCCCGCGCAAACACCACCGUAGAGACAUCUGGGAAGGCCUACAUCUCGAAGAUCGCCAGCCGUACUGCUAUUGGCUUUGAUCAGCGCGGUGAGCUCAUCAUUGUGCAAGUGGAUGGAUCGGUGGCCGAGGGAGAGACAAAGCCGAAGGGCGUGAACAUGACCCAACUAGCUGACCUACUGGUUGAGCAUGGUGCUGUGGAGGCAAUCAACUUGGACGGAGGUGGCAGCAGCACCAUGGUACAAGAUGGGGUGGUGAUCAACUAUCCAUCAGACAGACGACCUCCGUCCUGCCUGGCCAACAUGAAGUAUCACUGUGAAAGGCCUGUCAGUUCUAUCCUAUGUGUCCAAGAGAUCCCAAAUGAGGAGUUGUGGUUCCUAGCUUCUCACGAGAUUACCCCUGUGAUGGUCGCGUGCUUAAUUUUUUUGUCCAGUUUCUCUGGCUUCUUCCUGGCCAGGGCCAUGUACACGAGGCACCCCUCGCAGAGCCAGUCCCUGGCAAAGCAUGAUGCGUUCCUGGGAGAAGGUAUUCAUAAUGUCAGCAGUGGAGACGAGGAGUCCAACUCCUUGUCAGCGGCUGUGAAGUUUUAA